This is a messenger RNA of Anolis carolinensis (green anole), 6393 nucleotides long. It is a transcript of the gene ppl, whose product is annotated as periplakin. Bases 459 to 5747 code for a protein of 1762 amino acids. Lineage: Eukaryota; Metazoa; Chordata; Lepidosauria; Squamata; Anolidae. The transcript has 22 exons. The record is from RefSeq and is a predicted model, not a curated record. Gene Ontology annotation, molecular function: structural molecule activity; cadherin binding. Gene Ontology annotation, cellular component: intermediate filament; membrane; cytoplasm. Gene Ontology annotation, biological process: wound healing; intermediate filament cytoskeleton organization.
CGCCCGUAGCGACGCCCUCUUCCCCAUCCUGCUUUGAGAGCCAGCCAGUUCUGCUGCUCCCAGUAAAUGAAUGGCAAAGGAGGAGGAAACCAUGGCAGAGCCCUCCCUCCUUCCCUCCCUCCCUGUGGGGCGUGGGCUGCAGGCAGGCCAGCCUGGCCCUUGAGCAGGCUCACACCUCCUUGUGCCAGCAGGGUUGCUGCCUGCCUGCUUACCUGCUCCAACUCCUCUCCUGCCAAAGCCACCCACUCUGCGACCACCUGGACUGGCGAGCAAGCAGCAAAGAAGGGGAGAAAGAAAGUAAAGAGAUAAGGAAGGAGGGCAGAAAGAAAGAGAGAGAAAAAAGAGCGAAGCACCAUCCUCCCUUUGGCCAAGGAAGAGAGGAGUCUUGGCACCUGCUUCCCUUGACCCCCUGGCAGCCAGGUAUUUCCACCUUCAUCCACCUUCAGAGAGAAUCGGAAAUGCAUUCACUGUUCAAGAAAAGAAACAAAGGGAAAUACAGUCCCACCGUCCAGAAGAAGAGCAUCUCCAGCAAGGAAUUGUCAGAACUGAUAGAGAAGCUGCAAAAAAAUGCCGACCAGGUGGAGAGAAACAUUGUGGAGGCAGACACCAAGAUGCAAAAUGACCUCCACAGGCUCAAGGCCGGUCAGUCCCCUCUUUAUCAGGACCAUACGGCGGACAAGCUGAUCGAAUCGGAUAAGCUCCUCUACGUCUUGGAUGGAGACGCGGCCAUCGCUCGGCACAUGAAACAUCCCCAGGGAGACAUGAUCACGGAGGACAUCCGGCAGCUCAAGGAGAGAGUUAACAACCUGCGAGUGAAGCAUGACCAGAUCUACAACUUCACGCCACAAGAAAUUGAGCCUCAAGUCAACUGGUCCACAGUCAUCGAUGAGAAACAGGAAACCUUGAACAGCAAAGGCUUUGGAACGGACUUGCCGUCCGUCAACGGCCAGGUGGAGGAGCACAACAUCUUCCACAAUGAAGUGAUGGCGAUCGGCCCGCACAUCAGCAAGGAAGGCAGCCACGCGACACCGGUGUCGGAUGAAUACACAAGCGGACUCCAGGUGAAAUACCAGAAAUUGCUGUCAGGAUCCCAACAGCGGCAGCAGGACCUCAAUUCGCUGCAGGACUACAUGCAGCGCUGCACCAACAAGCUCUACUGGCUGGAUCAACAAGCCAAGGACCGGAUGCAGUACGACUGGAGUGACCGCAACCUGGACUACCCCAGUCGCCGGCGCCAGUAUGAGAACUUCAUAAACCGGAAACUAGAAGAAAAGGAGGCGGCGAUUAAUAAACUGCAUGAAGACGGCAACCAGCUGUUGGCUGAACACCAUCCUGGGAAGAUCCCCAUUGAGGCUCACAUCGAGGCGGUCCAUGCCGACUGGAAAGAGUACCUCAACCUGCUCAUCUGUGAGGAAAGCCACCUCAAGUUCAUGGAGGACUAUCACCAGUUCCAAAAGGAUGCUAAAGAUGCCCAAGAACUCCUCAGGAAAGUAGACACAGACCUGGACCAGAAAUACAGCCCGGAUUUCAAGGACCGCUACCAAAUCGAAUCCUUGCUGCAGGAGCUCGAGGACCAGGAGAAGGCCUUGGACAAGUAUGACGAUGUGGUGAAGUCCCUGCAGAUGCGCAGCCAGCAAGUGCUGCCUUUGCGGUACCGCCGGGAGACCCCCCUGAAGCCCAUCCCAGUGGAAGCCCUUUGCGACUAUGAAAGCGAUCAGUGCCAGCUCUCGCGUGGGGCUAGAUACAUGUUGCACAAGAACAGUGGUGACCUCUGGGAGGUGACGGACAGCACCGGAAAUGGGAUCAACGCUCCCGGCGUCUGCUUCAUGAUUCCCCCGACAGAUCCUGAAUCAUUGACCCUUGCUGACCACAUUGCUGACCAGUAUCAAAGUGUGAAACAGAAGACAGCUGGCACAAAGAAGCUUCUGCAGCAGAGAUAUGAUACAUUGAAGGCUGAUGGCGCAGGAGAUGCAGCCUGUGUACAAGGACGGCAACUGCUGGCAGGACUGGAGAAAGUGAAUAAUGAGCUGGACAAGCAGGAGAAGGCCAUCACGGCCAACCUGCGCCCGCCACUCGAGCAAAGUCGGGCAAUUCAGGACAGUGCGGAGCGGUCAAAGGACCUCAAGAACAUCGCCAGCGAGGUCCGCCACAUCGAGCCAGAGAAAGGCCGUAGGAUCCAGGAGUGUGAAGCCUUUGUGGAAUCCGUGCCUGACGCAAGCAGCGCCGCGUUGGUGAAAACCAAAGUGGAGGAAACAAACAACAAGUACAACCACGUUGUCCAGCUUCUGGGCGCUGUUCAGGAAAAAGUCGAUGUUGCCCAUCACCUUGAGAAGAGCCUGCAGCAAGGCAGGGACCUGCUUUCCGGAUACGAGAACAAACUGGCCAUAGAGGACACCGUUCCAGAGGACGUCCGUUCCCUGGAGCGCAAGAGCGAAGAGCUGCUGGCUUUGGGUUCCGAGUUGCAAGCCCAGCGGCCCUUGCUGACCGAAGCGGAGCAGGACCUGCAGAAGGCCAAAGCAUGUGCCGGCACCCUUGCAGCCCAGUUCCAGGAGCACUGUCCGGACAUCGAGCGCCAGGAGGCCGAGUUCCACAAGCUCAACCAGCGCUUUGGCAGCCUCAGCAAGCAACUGGAUCACAGAUCUCAGAUACUCCAGAGAGCAAAAUCGGCCUAUUCCAACUACCGCAGCGGCUACGACAACCUGAGCCAGUUCCUUUAUAACAUGCCCAACUAUGAGCCCCAAGAAACGGACAACAUCGGCCAAGUGGAAACCAAGCUAAGGAACCAAAGGACCCUUCUGGGAGAAAUCGCAAGCAAGGAAAGAGAUGCCCAGAAAAUCUCGGCAGAGGCUCAACAGUAUCAGCAGGCAGUGAAGGAUUACGAACUCGAGGCAGAGAAACUGAGGUCCAUCCUUGACUUGGAAAAUGGUCGCAAUGGCUUCAUGAGCAAGAGGCCCAGGCUCCAGUCCCCAGCGGCUAAAGUGAAAGAAGAGGAAGCCGUCCUGGCUGCAAAGUUCACGGAGGUCAAUGCUGUCAAUCGGCAGAGGCUGCAGAACUUGGAGUUUGCCCAGAAUCUCCUGAAACAACAACCUGACGUUCAGUUGAUGCAGGAGUCUGUUCAGAGCAGCAGGUCUGAAAGGCCGCUAGAAGAAAUCUGGAAGUUAAGGAAGGAGCUGGAGGAUGAAAGUCAGCGGAGACAGCAGCUGGAGGAGGAAAUCAAGGUCAUUCAGGAAAACAUCCUCCUCCUCCAGAACCAGAAGCCGCAGGAAAGCCUGGUCACCAAGGAGGUGGUGAAGAAAGUGCCCGACCCACAGCUGGAAGACAGCUUCUACAAGAUGCAGCAAAACUUUGCGGAAGAGCAGCGCAAGAACCAGGAGCUGCAGAACGAACUCGAAGCCCUGAAGCUCAAGCUGCGGACCCUGGAGCAUGAAAAGAGAGAAGGCGCGCAGGAGUACGUGGUCAAGGAGGUCCUGCGGAUUGAGCCGGAUAAAGCCCAAGCCGAGGAAAUCCUGAAGCUGAAAGAAGAAUUGGAGGACCUCAGGAGGCAGGAAGGAUCCCGCCAGAAUGACAUGCUCCUCUUGCGUCGCCAAAUUGCUACUCUCUCCGACGAGAAGAAUAAGGAGCAGGAGAAGGUGACUGAAAAGGAAGUGCUGAAACUGCAGAAUGACCCUCAACUGGAGAGCGAAUAUCAGCAGUUGCAGGAGAGCAAGCAGCGGGAGAGCAGCCUAAGGCAGCAGCAGGAAGAAGAGCUCCGUUUCUUGCAGGCCAAACUGAAGCAGCUGGAGAAGGAACGGGUGAUGGCUGAGGGCAAAAUCACGGUGAAGGAGGUGCUGAAGGUGGAGAAGGACCUAGCGACGGAAAGGGAGGUGAGCGAGCUGCGGCGUCUGUAUGAAGAAGAGAAAGCCAAAGGCCGCUCUCAUGAGAGAGAGAAAGCCGAGCUGCUCAGAAAGAUCCAGGUGCUGGAGCAAGAAAAUGCCAAAGUGCUUGUCCAGGAGAAGGUCCGGGAAAUUGUUCGACCAGACCCCCAGACUGAAAACGAAGUGGCUAACCUUCGCCUUGAGCUUGUAGAACAGGAGAGAAGAUACCGGGGCGGAGAAGAGCAGCUGAAGAGUUGUCAGAAUGAGCUGGCUGCUUUGAGGAACAGAGGACCUCAAGUGGAAGUGCAGGAGGUCAUUAAAGAAGUCAUUAAGUACAAAACUGACCCAGAGACGGAGCAGGAGCUGCAGAAUCUCAGAGAUGAGAUUGUGGAUAGGACCAGAGCCAUUGAGAGAGCAGAUCUGGAGAUCUAUCAGCUGAAGCAAGAAAUCCAGAUGCUGAAGGAGGCCAAACCUCAGGUCCAGAUGAAGGAAGUGGUUCAGGAGGUGUUGCAGUACCGGGAGGACCCCCAGACAAGAGAAGAGGUGGAAUCGCUGAGGGCUCAGCUGGCUGAAGAACAGAAGAAGCACAUGGACCUGGAGAGGGAGAGGCAGAUCCAGGAGGAGAGGAUCCGGGAGAAAGAAGAAGAACUCUCGCAGGUCAAGGAGAAAGUGGUACAGCAGGAGGUGGUGAAAUUAGAGCAAGAUCCGGCCUUGAAAGCUGAGAUCAGCUGCUUCUCGCAGAACAUAGAGAGCGAGCUGCACCAGAUUGACUCGCUUCGGAACGAGAUGCGGAAACUGCAGCGGAGGAGGUCGGAGCUGGAGCGUCAGCUGGAUGAGCUGGAGAAAGAGAGGCAGGCCCGCCGUGAAGCAGAGCUGGAGGUGCAGAGGCUGAAGAUCAGGCUGAGUGAACUGGAGGAGCAGGAGAAAGAGACGACGGAAAGAGUGACCGUGAAGCAGAAGGUAAUCCUCCAGCAAGACCCGCAGCAGGAGAAAGAGCAUGCUAUGCUCAAGUUGGAACUGGAGGAGGAAAAGCAUAAGAGGCAAGUUCUGCAAACCGAGUUAGAAGCCCUGAGGAAGAAGCUGCAUGCGCUGGAGAACAUGGAAGUCAAGGAGAAAGUGGUCUUCUCAGAGAGCGUCCAAGUGGACAAAGGUGACACUGAAUACGAGAUUCAGAAACUGAAGAACAACCUGGAGGAGGAAAGCCGGAGGAAGAUGGAACUGGAUGCAGAUAUCAGUCGGCUGGAGGCCAAGUUAUCUGAAGUGGAGUUCAACAACUCCAAGUCUUCCAAGGAGCUGGACUUCUUGAGGGAGGAGAACCACAAGCUUCAUCUAGAGAAGCAAAACCUGCUGUUGGAGAUGAGGCGGCUGCAGUCCGAGAUCGAGCUCACCAUGGCAGAAGCCCGGGACUUGAAGAACAUGUCACAGGUAGAAAGCAGCGGAAGCCUUGACUCUCGCUUCCAGACCUUGGAGAAAGAGUUGGAAGACCUGAAGAGGCUGUCUCGAGAAAAAGAUAAUGAGAUUGAGCAGCUUCAAAACCGUCUCCAGACAGUGGCCAUCAAGAGGGAGCAGAGGGAGAAUCACUUGAGGCGUUCCAUCGUGGUCAUUGAUCCCGACACCGGGAGAGAGAUGUCUCCUGAGGAAGCCCACCGGUUUGGCCUUAUUGAAUGGGGCUUGUACGUGAAGUUGAAGAACCAAGAAUGCGACUGGGAAGAGAUAACCAUGAAAGGGCCCACCGGGGAAUCUUCCGUCAUCCAUGACAGAAAGUCGGGGAGGAAGUUCUCCAUCGAAGAUGCUUUGAAGAGUGGAAGACUAACAGAAACUCAAUAUGACAGCUAUCUCAACAAGGAAAUGUCUAUCCAGGAGCUGGCAGUCUUGGUGUCUGGACAAAAAUAAAUAGCACCAUCCGCAGAGGGAUGAUGUGAGAGAGCACUAUUCUUAAGAAGCUGGUUUAGAGAUCAACAUUUGUUACAAAUGCAAGACUUUUACUUAUUGCUUCCCAAAGUGAUCUGCAUGCCAGAAACCUAGCACUUGGUUUCAACAUUAGAGUGCAAUCAACCUGCACUCAAUUGAUUUCCCUUAAAAUCCAGGGAAUCCUGCCAAACAUAUGGCCAAUGCUGCAUUUUGCCAAGAUUACAAGUUAGUUCCCACUAGCAAUGGAUACCCUGUGCAUUCAUGGGAGAAACAAAACAAAAAGCUGGUCCCUUGAUGUGAUGUCUGUAAUGGACUCGUUUGGCAUCAAAACUCGUAAAGCCUUUAUCUAAAAAUUAGUAUGCGAUAUGGCUCAAAAGAUGUUAGCAAGUAGAGUUUAUGCUUUCAGGUCAUAACUCCACAGUUUUGCCUCUGGGCUUUAAAAGGGCAGUGAUAACGUUCCCUUCCCAAUGCCAAAGAGUGCCUUAUUUCCCAUGUUGCAAUUAUAAAAAUACAUGUGCUGGUGUUGUGCUUAGUUAUAUUUGAUGGUAUGUAUUCAAAUACUUAUUGUAGAAGGGAAUGGGAAACUUUAUUUAUACCCCCAAAUAAAAUGACGAUAUACUUGAGGAAA